This is a messenger RNA of Plenodomus lingam JN3, 726 nucleotides long. The record is from RefSeq and is a predicted model, not a curated record. NCBI's taxonomy places the organism in Eukaryota, Fungi, Ascomycota, Dothideomycetes, Pleosporales, Leptosphaeriaceae.
AUGGCUGCAUCGGCACCCAUAUCCAGGACGAUCUACACAGGUCCCUUUGUUCAUAGCGUGUCGCUUGGCAAGCUCGAGAUAUGCGAAAGGGCGGCCAUUGGAGUCGACGAGAAUGGAAUUAUCGCUUUCGUUGAGAAGAACACUGAAGAAGAUAGUAUUGGAAAGAUCAAAGGCCGGCGAGAAGGAUGGUCAGAUGCACAUGUGGUUAGCAUUGAGGGAGAUGGCUUCUACUUUCCAGGCUUCAUCGACACACACACUCACGCGCCACAACAUCCCAAUACAGGUCUUUUUGGCAAGACCACUCUCCUUGACUGGUUACAAACUUACACAUUUCCAAUGGAAUCCUCAUUAUCUUCCCUACCAACGGCCAAACGGAGCUACCAGAACUUCGUAUCACGGACGUUGUCACAUGGUACUACCACAUGUGCCUACUACGCUACCAUUCAUGUUCCAGCCACCAAUCUUCUCGCUGAUAUCUGCCUGGAACGAGGUCAAAGAGCCCUCGUUGGAAGAGUGUGCAUGAACAGCGACCUGAGCCCUGAAUACUAUAGAGAUCAGAGCACGGAGAGUAGUCUCAAUGACUCAAAAGCGAGCAUCGACUACAUUCGCUCCAUUGAUCCAAACGGCCAUAUCGUAAAGCCAAUCAUAACCCCGCGAUUCGCCCCGUCUUGCACAUCAGAUUGCCUUGCCGCCAUAGGCAAAACAAAGGCGAGAUCGAGCUGGUAA